Chaetomium strumarium is the source of this 789-nucleotide messenger RNA. RefSeq lists its product as uncharacterized. Gene Ontology annotation, molecular function: RNA binding. The transcript has 8 exons. Gene Ontology annotation, cellular component: U4/U6 x U5 tri-snRNP complex; U1 snRNP; U5 snRNP. The coding region runs from base 121 to 471 and encodes 116 amino acids. The record is from RefSeq and is a predicted model, not a curated record. NCBI's taxonomy places the organism in Eukaryota, Fungi, Ascomycota, Sordariomycetes, Sordariales, Chaetomiaceae. Gene Ontology annotation, biological process: RNA splicing; spliceosomal snRNP assembly.
GUGACUCGCCUAACGCAUGGACCGCUACUCAGAUUGCACCUGCCCAAGUUCCGUUCCCACCUGCGAUUCCUCCUAACAUCAAAACAUAAGAACCACGCCACCUGCAAACCCUGAGCGACCAUGUCAGACGUCAACAUUCAGGCGCUUCUUCAGAAGCCGCGCAAUGAGUGCACCGAAUAUGAGAUUGCUCAACUGGAACAAUGGGAGAUGAGCAAUGGCCCGCUGUCACUCCUGCAGACGGCCGUGCGGAGCCAUUCGCAGGUGCUCAUCAGCAUUCGAUCAAACCGCAAGCUGCUUGCGAGAGUCAAAGCUUUUGACCGCCAUUGCAAUAUGAUCCUAGAGAACGUCAAAGAGAUGUGGACUGAGACUCCCGUACACAACGGGAAGAAGGGCCGGCCGGUCAAUAAGGACAGGUUCAUCAGCAAGAUGUUCCUGCGUGGUGAUAGUGUCAUCAUUGUCCUCCUGAGCUAAGGAUGUUCAAAGACGAUUAGCCUAUGGAGAAUCGGCGGUCCAAGCAGGAGCAUCUAGAAUUCACUUCGCUCAUGCAAGCACGGGCAGCGCCGCCAGCGGUUAUAGGGUGCUGCCGAUCCUGGCAUUUCUCUGACGGUCUGGUAAUAGAGAGAUACCAAAAACAGAGAGGUUAGGCGUCCUUCGUCAGGCGUUCUUUCAUAUGCGGGCUUUGGUUGUCAAACUGAAUCAUAUGUACUAGUUUGGUCAAAUAUCACUUUGCAUUUUGUUGACAUAACGUCCUACUCCUUAUUCAAACCUGAGUGUGCUACUUUGAUCAGG